AAGGGACAUCGAGCAUCCCACUGUAAUCAUGUCGAUCGUCCUCUUAUUGAAAUCAAGAAGAAAGGAAGACCAAUGACUCAAUGUCAAAAAUGUCGAGAAUUACGAGUGGUCAGGCAGUUACAUGUCAAGUGUAAUUGUGCUGAUACUACAGGUAAAAAAAAAGAAUGA
This is a messenger RNA of Phycomyces blakesleeanus NRRL 1555(-), 168 nucleotides long. RefSeq names its product copper fist DNA-binding transcription factor. Gene Ontology annotation, biological process: intracellular iron ion homeostasis; intracellular copper ion homeostasis; positive regulation of transcription by RNA polymerase II. The annotation marks the transcript as partial. Gene Ontology annotation, cellular component: nucleus. The record is from RefSeq and is a predicted model, not a curated record. Gene Ontology annotation, molecular function: copper ion binding; RNA polymerase II cis-regulatory region sequence-specific DNA binding; DNA-binding transcription factor activity, RNA polymerase II-specific. Lineage: Eukaryota; Fungi; Mucoromycota; Mucoromycetes; Mucorales; Phycomycetaceae. The transcript has a single exon.